Molecule: messenger RNA, 2617 nt
Organism: Geodia barretti
Lineage: Eukaryota; Metazoa; Porifera; Demospongiae; Tetractinellida; Geodiidae
Source: the annotation of a GenBank genome assembly
CGGCCCGCGCUCUAGAUCCGGAUGCGUUUGACGAACGAGACACACACACGGGGCUAGAAUGAGAGACUGAUCUGUGCCUUGAGUUAGCUGUUUCUUCCUUGUGAUCCACAGUGGCGAGACUCACUCAGUGUAAAUGUGUGCAAUCAGAUGACAGUACGUCCAUCACAACUGAUCACAAUGUCAGGUUCCUUCGUGGACAAUGUUCAGUUGCUAGAUGAGACAAUUCAACAUAAUCUCUUGCUGGGCAUGAGACCCAAGUCAACUCCCCACCACCAGAAAUUUGACCCGGGGAAGGGCACCUUCAAGUGAAAAUUGUUUCCGCUGUUUUGCUGUGGAGCUAACCAAACCAAAUGGAAGCAUUAGAGUGAAAUUUGAACUGGGAGAUGAGAAGAGGGUGGUGUUACUGAGUCGGCCACUCACUCUAGAGUCAAUGUCGGACCAGCUACAGUCCUGGUUCCCUGGCCACAGGUUCACCAUGUAUCACUACUUGUCUGAUCAAAAGGGUCUGAAGCCCAUGACAUCUCAGUUAGACGUAGACCAGAUCCUCAGCACACACGACUCCCUCCCCACCCUCCCACCGCCCUCAAGAUUGUCCUCUACAUGACAGCUUCCCCCACCCCCCCUCUCUCCCCUCCCCGCCUCUCCCCCUCCUCCUCCUCACCUCGUCUCGAGACUCCACCCUCCCCUCCUCUCACCCAUCACCACCCUCACCACUCCACCGUUCAGGAUCCUCCGACCAAACCAUUCCGUUUCCCCUCCGACCCCUACCCAGAAGGGUUUAGAGCCAGCCCAGACUUCAGAUUGGACAUGUUCUCCACCUACCACGGAGGAGGAGGUCUGGAGAGCCACCCCCGCUCCUCCUCCCCUCCCCCCUGGUUUGUCCGGGAGGGAGACAUGGUCCCCCACACUCUCCACCAAGUCAGCGAACAGGACAGAGGAGAAGGGGUGUUCAUACCAGAAGAAGAUGUAGCCGAUGAUGAUGAACAGGACCCGCCAAGUCCAGGUGCUGUGUCGAACCGCUCCAUUCCCUCCACGCCGUCUGAGUUCACCUUCAACUCCAGGUCUCCAGCUGAGAGCUUGAGUGAGCUGGCAAGAAACGGACCACACCAUCCCCUGGAAGAAGAUGUGGAUCCUCUAGAUCACCCUGGAAACCUGACCUUUCCCCGGGACAGAGACCCUCGCAGCAGCACUACCUCUCACACCCAGCCUUUAUACCGUACGUUCCCACUGAAGGAGUUGACUGGAGGAGGUGCAAUGCGGGGUCAGCCGGGUGGGCGUGGCUCACAGUUGCUCCGCCCAUCACCACACCCCCACCCUCCCAUUAGACCCUCGGACAGUGAACUGGCUCUCCAGAAACUUGACUCACUAGAAGUCUCUAAUAAAGUGUGUGCUCCAAAGAACUGGGUGAAAGGGAAGCUACUUGGCUGUGGAGCAUUUGGACAGGUGUUUAUAUGUCAUGACUCUGACACUGGUAUGGAGAUGGCAGUAAAGGUCAUAGAUAUCAACCAUAUUGACCAUCGACCGCACAACAUGGAGGCCCGACGCAUGCAGACUGAGGUGAGGUCAUUUGAGACCGAGCUACAACUGCUCAAGAACCUUCGUCACGAGAGAAUCGUCACUUACUAUGGCACCGACAGGGUAGAUGGCAAACUCUAUAUCUUCAUGGAGUGCAUGCCAGGGGGCUCAGUGUACCAGCAUCUGAGAGACAUUGGACCGCUGAACGAGAUACUCGCACGGAAAUACACCCGUCAGAUCCUGGAGGGUGUGGCCUAUCUCCACGACAACCGGAUAGUGCACAGGGACGUCAAAGGUGCCAAUAUUCUGCGAGACUCCUUUGGGAACAUCAAGUUGGCAGACUUUGGAGCCUCGAAACGCCUCCAGACUAUUCGCAGUGGUCGGAGUGGGUUGAAGUCAGUCCAGGGCACCCCCUACUGGAUGGCCCCUGAGGUUAUCAAGGGAGAGGCCUACACAGACAGGGCAGACAUAUGGAGCGUGGGUGCCACAGUGGUUGAAAUGCUCCAGUCCCAUCCUCCCUGGUACGACUUUGAGCCCACGGCGGCCAUGUUCAAGAUAGUCAUGGAGGACACUGUCCCCAACCUCCCCGCCCACUGCUCUGAGCAUGCCACUCACUUCCUCACCAAGUGUUUCAUCAAGGACAAGUCCCAGAGGCCCUCUGCUAGAGAACUACUGGAAACACCAUUUGUAAACACAUGACAUCAUCACGAUUUCUUCAGCAGCAGUGUCACCCUGUCAUUUCUAUGUGUGUGUAUUAAUGUGCUGUGUGUUCUUCCUAUUGUGUACUGCACUGCUUCCGCCGCGUGUGACACUCUCUCCUCUGCUCUCUCAUUGUGUGAAUGUGUUGGUAUGUGUAUGUUCACAUUAAUGGCUUUGUUCCAUCGUCACCUUUUGACACUGUAACUGGUACCGUGUUCACUGCCUGUGUAUGCUAGAUUUGUAUAUAUUAUAACUGGUUUUUAAAUUGGAUAUCUGCGUGGCAAGGAACACCGCACGCUGCUGGCUGCGUGGCUGAGACUGACUGAAACGAAAAAUGGAGAAACCUUCACUACUAUAAUGUCAUUUUGUAAUGUGAAAGCAGGACUAUUGUAUGUGUGUGCAG